Juglans microcarpa x Juglans regia is the source of this 2056-nucleotide messenger RNA. Its product is annotated as transcription factor TCP7-like. Gene Ontology annotation, cellular component: nucleus. The record is from RefSeq and is a predicted model, not a curated record. Lineage: Eukaryota; Viridiplantae; Streptophyta; Magnoliopsida; Fagales; Juglandaceae. Gene Ontology annotation, biological process: regulation of circadian rhythm. Gene Ontology annotation, molecular function: sequence-specific DNA binding; DNA-binding transcription factor activity.
CCAGGAAAUUAAAAUUUAAGGAGACGAAGAUGCAGCAGCUCAAUCAAGUGUUAAUGGACUUCAUGAAAAAGCUACAUUUUUUUCUUUUUCUUUUACAAUACACUGUGCUGUGCUGUGCUUUUGUGUUGUAGUGUUAUAUCGGGCCCACCGCCCAUGUGCCCUCCUCCUGUCUCCACCAGCUCCUGCCGCUCAAUCAUUAGUCCCUCUGUUCCCCUCCUCUCUCUGAGUCCGUAGCCAUAGCCAUUAGCGGAUACCUCCCUCCCUCCCUCUCUCUCUCUACUCUGUUUUUUAUUGUUUAUUUAUUUUUAAUUUUAAAAAAAUACAACUGUCCGUCUGUACUCCCAUCUCCCUUACUCUAGGUCCAGGGGGAAGACAAAAGACCCAUGUCUAAUUCCGACGGAGCCAAUAAUGGUGUUUCCAACGGCGCCAUUAUAGACCCCCAGAGGCAGCAACCGGGUCUCAAUGGUUCUCUCGUCGCCGUCAAGACCCCUUCCAAGGACCGUCACAGCAAGGUCGACGGCCGUGGCAGGCGUAUCCGCAUGCCCAUCAUCUGCGCCGCACGUGUCUUCCAACUCACUCGCGAGCUCGGCCACAAGUCCGAUGGCCAGACCAUCGAGUGGCUCCUCCGCCAAGCCGAGCCCUCCAUCAUAGCCGCCACUGGAACUGGCACCACCCCCGCAAGUUUCUCCACCCUCGCCGUCUCCGUGCGUGCCGGCGGAUGCGGCUCCAGUACCUCCCUCUCUUCGUCUUCAACCUCCACCUCCCUCUCCCACUCUCUCGACCACAAACCCUUGCUGGGCCCCACCCCCUUCAUCUUAGGAAAACGCGUCCGUGCCGAUGAAGAUGCCGACUUUAAGGAUGAGGGCCCCUGCGUCUCCGUGGCUAAUUCAAUGGGAUCCGUACUGGGACCAACCGCCACUGGUGGGUUCUGGGCGUUGCCGGCCAGAACCGACUUCUGGAGCUUCGCUGCUCCGCAGGCCGAGAUGGUGCAGGUACAGCAGCAGCAGCAACAACCAUCGCUGUUCGUCACACAUCAUCAUCAGCACCAACAGCCAAUGGGCGAGGCGUCCGCUGCCAGAGUGGGAAAUUAUCUUCCGGGGCAUCUGAAUUUGUUGGCGUCGUUGUCGAGGGGACCGGGGAGUUCGGGUCGGAGAGAGGACAACCCUCGCUGAUUAUUCAAGUCUCUUGUAUGGUGGUAGUGGUGACGGGUAUGGUGGUGUGCGUAAUUUGCUAUAAAAAUUGCAUGUGUAUGCUUAUUGCUGUCUCCCUAUUUUGUGAGGUGUCCGAGUAUCAGUGAAGAUCAUGAUUUUUAGUGAAUUUGUUAGGUUUAUAUUUGUUCUUCCUUUUGGUUUGAAUGGACGAAUUAGGGUUUGUGGAGGGUUCGGAAAGUUAUAUGUAUGGAUGAAUGGGGAGUCGAUUAGGGCAUUUACGACUUCGUUUGAUGAAGAUUAUAGGGUUUUAGGGUUCACAUUUGUUUAGGUUUGGACGGGGGUUUUUGGAGGAGAGAGCGGUAAGCGGUCAUGCAAAUCCACUCCAAUAAUAAUGAUAUAAUUUUGGGGCAUUUCACGGACAAAUUUAAGAUUGCUGUCCCUGGUUUUUUGUGCUCUGCUGCUUUUUGUUUACAACUCGACGACGACGACGACAUUCCCAACAUGGCCAUGAUGCUUGCAACUGGACUGGGGGCUUACAGAUUGGGUUAUUCACAAGUUUUUUAUAGGUUUGGUCGUGUACUCGUCGCGAGGAGAGAAUUAACACCUCUGUGGUUCUUGGCCGGAUCGAGGUUGAUUCUUGCGUUCUAGGUGCUCCAUGUUGAGUGUAAUGGUCUUGGAUAAUAUCUGGGUGCGUGUGUGAAAAAUAGAGAUGGAUGAUAUAUAAAGAAAGCUCUGAUUCCUCUCUUGUAUGACCGCUUCGUUUGAGAAUUUUUAUCAGUAUUUAAUUUUAGCCAUUUUUUAGAUUUUUCGCGAGUGAAAAAUAUCAUGUGUUCCUCUCUUCUAUUGUAUGCAAGUGGAUUGUUAUUCAGCAAAAAAAUAAAUAAAAUGUAAGUGCAUGGAUUGUU